Molecule: messenger RNA, 525 nt
Organism: Hepatospora eriocheir
Lineage: Eukaryota; Fungi; Microsporidia; Hepatosporidae
Source: the annotation of a GenBank genome assembly
AUGAAUUACAAAAUUGAACAUGGAAUUGUUAAAAAUUUUGAUGGAACAGCCAAGUUAUUAACAGAAGAUGAACAGAUUUAUGUGGUGGCCGCUUUCUAUGGACCAUUUGAAAACACUAAGUACAAUGAAGAAAACCCAUUUGAUGUUAAAGUUAAAAUAGUAGGCAGAAGAUAUAGCAAGGAUGAACAAGAAGCAUAUGAGUCAUUAGCAAGUGCUUUAUUAAUUGAUAUUCUUGAUGAGUUUGUAAUCAGGACUGCUACACACAAAACUAUUAGCUUAACAGUUGUAACGAACAGUAUUUCAUUUGAUUUAAUUGUAAACACGGUUUCAGCAGCAGCCGUUGAUGGUGGAAUUCCCUUAAAUGGAAUGUUCUAUGCGAACUAUAAUAAGUGUGAUUUGAUUGUGUUUGAUUUUGACGAUAAAGAACGACUGGAAUUUGUAAUAGAACCAAAUCUUAUUAAUAAAAUAGAUCACAAACAGAAGCUUAAAGAAUCAAUUAGUGACAUGCUUAGUUUUGAUAAAUAA